AGGUUCUCAGUUUUUGUUCUACCGUCGACCCGAGCAGAAGUGUGGAGUUUUGGCUACGUACCAAGUUUGAAAAGCGCGCGCGCGGAUUUUUUCGUUUCUUUUUUCUUUCACUCCACCACGCGUCGACGGAAACGGAUUCAAAUAUCCGCGAUCCUGAGAAUUGACCUUUGAGUCAGCCGUUACAGCACUAGCAAAAGGUACUAUUUGCUCAUUCAAAUAGAUAAGUAGUAACGCGAGCAAAUCAUUUCGGUUGCUAGUUGUUUAACCAACGAGUGCGGUCAAGUUCACGGUCGAAGAAACGAAGUGAAGAAGUCAACGAAAAGUUCACAACUCACCUGGCUAGUUAGGAAUAAUGGUGUCACGCCAUGUCGCUACUUUGUUAGUUCUGCUGGCCGUGUUAGCUCGCGUUUCCGGUGCCGAUCUUCAAGUAACGAAUACCACUAACGUGAACGAUGCUACCCCCGAUUCUCCGUAUGAAACUCAAACCGCCCAAUGUACCAUAACGUCGGGCGAGGUGGAAGCAAGUGCCCAGGCGACUAUCAGCAAAACUCUGGUUGGCGUUUGCGGAACUGAAGAAAUGCUGGCUGCAUUCCGCACUCUUGAAGCCAAACUAAUAUCGGAGAUAAUGCACAUCCGUCGUAUGCUCAGAGAUUCCACGUUCGAACCUCCCCCAUCAACACCAUCAGUGUACAAAGCCAUCCGACAAACCGAUACCCAGCUGGGGACGGCUUCGGGAACAAAACUGGCCACCAGAGAUCCUCCUCCGACAUCGCCUGCUGGGGCCAGUACCGUCAGUACCACAAGCACAACCACGGCUAAACCUUCGACAGGAGAAUUCAUGUUUCCCGACGAUGACGACGAAGAUUACGAUGAAGAUCGACGAUUUCCCAGCAAGGACAUGAAGAAGGACCUGGCAUCGGUAAACCGGCGUCCUGUGGCCCCGCUCGUCCGAGUCGGUGACAAUGCCGAGCAGGACGAUAAAACGACCAAGUCUUCCAGUUCACCGGUUUUGGAUUUUAAGCCCAUCGAUAAACCUGUGCAGACCAGAUUUUUAACGGGAGGUCUUCGGGACUACGAAGUGUACCGUUUCAACAACACCGUCGUUUCCAGUGGUGACGCCAAGGUGUUCAAGUACUUCUGGAAGAUAGAACGCUUCACAGAGCGGCUACAGUCUAAUGUCAGCAUUCUUACUAGUCCGGUAUUUGUAAUAUCGGGGUUGAAUUUGCGCAUCAAGGCUACGCUCAACCACGACGGGAAGGAUCACGUCUAUAUCCAGCUGGAACAGCUCUCGCCCAUGGAUGAUGAACUACGGAAAAAGCCUAACGUGAUUCUUCAAGAGGGCUCUUUGUACGGAGAGGUGGAAACCAAAAAGUUCCUUCGACACAAGAUUAUUAUGCUCAACCAGGGUGUGCCAUUCAGUGAUCUCAACUCACAUGAGUUUUGGAAUACCAAUACCGGUUUUGCCAUACCAUACCGUGCCUUGCUAACCAAUUCCUAUCUGAAGCAGGACAAAAUACUCGUCGAAGUGGUUAUUUACUUAUAGAGUCAGACAUUAAUCGUGACUGAGUCAAUACGUCAUUUGCAUUAUCAUAUUAUUUUCUUAGCGUUUUCAAUAGAUAUAUUAUGUAAGUAUGAAAAUAAAAAUGAUAAGUUUUCAACAAA
Molecule: messenger RNA, 1662 nt
Organism: Uranotaenia lowii
Lineage: Eukaryota; Metazoa; Arthropoda; Insecta; Diptera; Culicidae
Exons: 4
Coding region: 353-1543 (396 amino acids)
Molecular function (GO): protein binding
Source: RefSeq, a predicted model, not a curated record